AUGUCAUCUUCUGGUGAAAAGAUAGAGAAGAUCGCUCCAGUAAUGGACGCGUCACCUCUAGAUCCAGUGGUUCCUAUUGAGGUUAAACAAGGUCCUGUUAGACCAUAUUUGGUAUCUGAACCUCCAAAUGACUUGGCUACACGUCGUACCAUAUCUACGUUAAGUGAAAGACUAUAUAUCAUAGUUUUAAUCGCAUUCACAGCUGUUGUCAGAUUAUAUGGUUUAGAAUGGCCUAAUAGUGUGGUCUUUGAUGAAGUCCAUUUUGGUGGGUUUGCAACUGAAUACAUUAAUGGAAGUUUCUUCAUGGAUGUUCAUCCACCACUAGCUAAAAUGCUUUAUGCUGGUGUUGCAUCUUUAGCUGGCUUUAAGGGUGAUUUUGAUUUUGAAAAUAUUGGUGAUGAAUUUCCUUCUACUACACCUUACUAUCAUAUGAGAUUAUUUUCUGCUUCAUUGGGUGCAUUCACAGUAGUAUUAUUAUAUUUCACUCUUAGAUCAUCAGGUGUACGUCAAUUUGUUGCAUUUGUUAGUGCUUUAUGUUUUGCUAUUGAAAAUUCAUAUGUUACAAUCUCAAGAUACAUCUUAUUAGAUGCUCCAUUAAUGUUUUUCAUUGCAGCUGCUGUAUACAGUUUUAAAAAAUACGAAUUAUUUCAACAAGGUUCAAUUAAAUCAUACAAAACAUUAUUAGCUACAGGUAUUGCUCUUGGUUUUGCUGCCUCUGCUAAAUGGGUUGGUUUGUUCACUGUUGCAUGGAUCGGUCUAUUAUGUAUUUGGAGACUUUGGUUCAUGCUAGGUGAUUUAUCUAAACCUGUUUCAUCUACGGUCUCUGCUGCUUUCUCUAAAUUGAUCUUCUUGUUGGGUGUCCCAUUUGCUCUUUAUGCAUUUUUCUUUAAGAUCCACUUCGAUACUUUAAUCUAUGACGGUGCAGGUGCAUCUUUCUUCUCAUCAGAAUUUAGAUCUACUUUACAAGGUAAUACUAUCCCAACAGAUAUUUCAGCAGAUGUAGGUGUCUCUUCAGUCGUAUCACUUCGUCAUUUUGGUACUUCUGGUGGUUAUUUACAUUCUCAUCCAUUCCGUUACGAAACAGGUUCUGGUCAACAACAAAUUACUUUAUACCCUCACAUUGAUGAAAAUAAUCAAUGGUUAGUAGAAUUAAGUAGCAACCCAGGUGUUACAUUCCCAGAUUUCCAAAAUUUGUCCGAUGGUGCCAUUGUUAGAUUAUUACAUCCUUCUACCCAUUGUAGAUUGCAUUCUCAUGAUCAUAAGGCUCCUGUCUCUGAAAGUGCUGAUUGGCAAACUGAGGUAUCGUGUUAUGGUUUUACUGGGUUUGAAGGUGACACCAAUGAUAAUUGGGUCUUGGAGAUCGAUCAAAAGAAAUCUGCUCCAGGUGUCGCUAGGGAACGUGUUGUUGCCUUAGAGACAAAAUUCAGAUUGAAACACAUGGUCUCUAAUUGUUACCUGUUCUCUCACGAUGUUAAAUUGCCUAAAUGGGGGUUCGACCAACAAGAAGUAAGUUGUGCUACUACCGGGAGAUACGAAUUGACACUUUGGUACAUCGAAGCCAAUGAGAACCAUGCUUUACCUGAGGACGCUAGACAUGUCUCAUACGUGAAACCUGGCUUUUGGGGUAAAUUUAUAGAAUCUCAUAUUAAGAUGUGGAGCGUGAACAAAAAUUUGGUCGAGACUCACAUUUAUGAAUCUUUGCCAGAGGACUGGCCUCUAUUGUUACGUGGUAUCAGUUAUUGGGGUGAUCAUCACAGAAUGGUCUACCUGUUGGGUAAUGCUAUCGAAUGGUGGGCCGUAUCUGCAUUUAUGUUACUGUUUGUCAUUGUAUGUGUCAUUGAAUUGAUCGCAUGGCAAUUAGGCAAACCUAUUCUACAAGAUGACCAUGUAUUUAACUUCCAUGUUCAAGUUGCGCAUUACAUGUUAGGAUUCCUUGUCCAUGUUGGUCCCUCUUUCCUAAUGAAACGUCAAAUGUUCCUACAUCAUUAUUUACCUGCCUACUAUUUCGGUAUUCUAGCGUUUGGUCAUGCUCUUGAUAUAAUUGUUUCCUUUAUGUUUAAAAACAAGAAAAUCAUGGGUAAUUUAAUAGUUAUAACAUUUUUUGCUGGUUGUCUUUUCUUCUUUAAUGCUUACAAACCUUUGAUUUAUGGGUUACCAUGGACUGUCGCACUCUGUGAAAAGUCUCAAUGGUUAAGUGGUUGGGAUUAUCAUUGUGGAUCUUAUUUCAAUACUUACGAAGAAUAUGAUAACUAUACCAUUACAAGCCAAUUCGAUAAUAUAUUUGAAGAUACUGAUGUGCCUAUGUCUACGUACUCCAAGCAAUUAGAAGUUGAUCAACCUGUUGUCAUCGAAGAAAUCAUCGAAGACAUCCCCAUAGAGGCUGCUGAAGAAGAUCUUGUUGUCGAAGAAACAAGCGGCAAAUCUGCCACUGGUAUCAACACACCAGAGAAGGAAGAUUCCUUUGACGAUAUUAUCCACAAAGAAGGGUUCAACAGAUUCCUAGACGAAAAUGGUGAAGAAAUCGAUAUCGAAGAAGUCAGGAAGAUCAUGGCAGCCCAAGGCGGUGCCCUUAAGAUAGAACAGAAGAUUGUCGAGGUGUAG
Maudiozyma barnettii is the source of this 2601-nucleotide messenger RNA. RefSeq lists its product as uncharacterized. Gene Ontology annotation, molecular function: dolichyl-phosphate-mannose-protein mannosyltransferase activity. The transcript has a single exon. The record is from RefSeq and is a predicted model, not a curated record. Gene Ontology annotation, cellular component: endoplasmic reticulum; membrane. Bases 1 to 2601 code for a protein of 866 amino acids. NCBI's taxonomy places the organism in Eukaryota, Fungi, Ascomycota, Saccharomycetes, Saccharomycetales, Saccharomycetaceae. Gene Ontology annotation, biological process: protein O-linked glycosylation via mannose.